GACACACUCAAAGUCAUGUGAUUGAAUUUUUGUAGGCAGAUAGCGUGCACACGGUUGCUGGUAAACAUCUUGCUGGGUUUGAAACAAAGUUUCUAGUAAUUGUAUAUUAUAUCCUCGCACGUCCAACAUGGCUUGGACAAAGUAUCAACUAUUUCUUGCGGGUUUAAUGCUCACAACCGGCUCUAUCAACACGCUAUCAGCAAAAUGGGCUGACAUGUUCUCCGCAAAGGGUUGUAAAGACUCCCCUGAACACGGAUUCGCCCACCCAUUUGUACAGGCCGUAGGGAUGUUCCUGGGGGAGCUCAGUUGCCUGGCUGUCUUCCACAUGCUGCUUUGUCACGACAGACGGAGACCAGAGCCCAAGAUGAACACGGGCCAGAGCUUCAACCCCCUCCUUUUCCUUUCCCCUGCCCUCUGUGACAUGACCGCUACCUCCAUCAUGUAUGUUGCCCUGAACAUGACGAGCGCCUCCAGCUUCCAGAUGUUGCGCGGGGCAGUGAUCAUCUUCACAGGCCUGCUGUCGGUGGCCUUCUUAGGGCGCCGCCUGGUAGCCAGUCAGUGGACAGGCAUCCUCAUCACCAUCCUGGGCCUGAUAGUGGUGGGCCUGGCUGACUUCAUGAGCGGACACAAGGACGACUCUCACAAACUUAGCGAGGUCAUCACUGGUGACCUUCUGAUCAUCAUGGCCCAGGUCAUUGCUGCUGUCCAGAUGGUUCUGGAGGAGAAGUUUGUCUACAAGCACGAUGUUCAUCCUCUACGGGCAGUGGGCACUGAAGGGUUCUUUGGCUUCUUCAUCCUCUCGCUCCUCCUCAUCCCCUUUUUCUACAUCCCGGUGGGCAGCUUCAGCAACAACCCCCGCCAUGUCCUUGAGGACGCGCUGGAUGCCUUCUGCCAGAUCAGCCACAACCCCAUGAUCAUCCUGGCGUUGCUCGGUAAUACAGUGUCCAUCGCCUUCUUCAACUUUGCCGGCAUCUCUGUCACCAAGGAGAUCAGUGCCACCACGCGCAUGGUGCUGGACAGCCUGCGCACUGUGGUCAUCUGGGUGGUCAGUCUGGCUCUGGGCUGGGAGCAGUUCCAUGGGUUACAGGUGUUGGGUUUCAUUGUGCUGUUGGUGGGUGCGGCACUGUAUAAUGGGCUUCAUCGCCCCCUGCUAGCAAGGAUUCUGUGCUGCGCCAGCGUUGAGGAGGAGGAAGUCAACCCAGUGGAGAGGACGAGCUUGCUGGACGAGGGAAGGGUGCAGGAAGAGGGCUAACUGACCUGAAGUGAUGACCUCGCAACAUGCUGAAAGUGUGUGUGUAUGACAUGUAGAUAACAUAACCCUGUCGUACUCCACACCAUGCGUGUAUGACAUAAAGACAACACAUUUCUCAGAUAACUGUACAUGACAAUAUCUUAAAACUGUUGUUAACUCCUGGUUGUAAAUUCUAGGUGACAUAUGUUGAUAGGAUCUUGGACUAGCCCCCCUCAAGGCUUGUUGCAGCAUCGGUUAAAUGUGUCAGUGGUGGGAGGCAUUUUAUAAAUCCACAAAAGUUAACCAUAACAUUGUUUGAUAGAGUGCGCUACUGUGAUCAUUGAUACAGUGGCUUGCAAAAGUAUUCAUCCCGUUGGCAUUUUUCAAAUUUUGUUGCCUUACAAAAAAAAUAGAUUUUUGGGGGGUUUGUAUCAUUUGAAUUACACAACAUGCCUACCCCUUUGAAGAUGUAAAAUAUUUUCUCUGAAACAAACAGGAUAUUA
Salmo salar (Atlantic salmon) is the source of this 1734-nucleotide messenger RNA. Its product is annotated as solute carrier family 35 member F6. NCBI's taxonomy places the organism in Eukaryota, Metazoa, Chordata, Actinopteri, Salmoniformes, Salmonidae. Gene Ontology annotation, molecular function: transmembrane transporter activity. Gene Ontology annotation, cellular component: membrane; intracellular membrane-bounded organelle. The record is from RefSeq and is a predicted model, not a curated record. Gene Ontology annotation, biological process: transmembrane transport.